CUGAGUAAAAAGACCACAGUUGCAGUCUCAGAAGCUGAAAAAUCUUAACGAAGAAAGAGAAAUUAAAUGCUGGCCCUAAUUUUCGGUGCAGUGUUCGUAGCUAUACCCACUGCUUUCUUGUUCAAAUUCAUCAAAGCGGAUGGUGAUCUUACGUUGUUGUCGAAAAAACACGUGAAGCGUGAAGAAAUUGAGGAUAAGGUUAUUUGGAUUACUGGAGCCAGCCGCGGUAUUGGGGAAGUUCUUGCUAAGCAACUUGCAAGUUUGGGAGCAAAGCUCAUUAUCUCUGCUCGUAAUGAAGUGGAACUGCAAAAUGUCAAGAAACAACUUACUGGAAAACACGCACCGGAUGAGGUGAUGGUUUUGCCUUUGGAUUUGACUUCGGGGGAAGAAUAUUUGGGGGAGGCGGUAAAGAAAGCAGAGUCGUUUUUCGGGGGUGCAGGCGUGGAUUACAUGUUCCACAAUGCCGCAUAUGAACGCCCUAAAUCAAUGGCAAUAGACGUGACAGAAGAAAGUCUCAAGGCGACGUUUGAUGUCAAUGUUGUGGGGCCAAUAUCUCUCACACGACUCCUGGCACCUCACAUGCUGAAGCGGGGCAGAGGACAUUUUGUUCUGAUGAGCAGUGCUGCAGGGAAGGCACCUGCACCUGGUCAAGCUAUGUACUCCGCCUCCAAAUCUGCUCUAAACGGCUAUUUUCAUACGCUGCGGUCCGAGCUUUGUCGAAAGGGGAUCAAGGUAACUGUUGUUUGCCCCGGGCCUGUGAAGACCUCAACUAACGCAGAAGCAAGUACCUCAGAACAGAAAGGUUCUUCCGAGGUAAAAAUCACAAGUAUUGCAAUAGACAGUGCUUCCAUAUAUCCAAUAAAAAAAUUAUUUUGUGAUUGUUCAACUCCAAUUAGUAUUGCAAAUCGUUUCACGAACUUGUGA
This is a messenger RNA of Erythranthe guttata (spotted monkey flower), 924 nucleotides long. Lineage: Eukaryota; Viridiplantae; Streptophyta; Magnoliopsida; Lamiales; Phrymaceae. The record is from RefSeq and is a predicted model, not a curated record.